GAGGCAGCCUUCAUGAUCGUCGACUCGAUCUUGUCGACACUCGACGACUUUGAGCAGCGCGCGCUGGCCGAUGGCGAGGGGGACUCUGUCAUGGAGCAGAUUGCACAGGCGCGUGCGCCCUGCUACCAGCUCGGCCACCAGGUUGUGCAGUUCGCGACGGCCAACACAGCGCUGGUGACGCGGCAGCUGCAGAUGCUGCCGUCAUUCGCCUUUCUGCUGCGGCCGCAGCGAUGGCGGCCGGCGACGAGCCGCGCGCGCUGCUGCUUACAGUGCUGCAGAAGUGCGUCUCUCAUCUCAAGUUUAAUCCGGCGAUCGGCGACGUGCGCGAACUGCGUGCGGUGGCGCGGCGCUCAACGGCUACGCUGGUGCGGCUAGCGGUGGCGAUCCCCAACUCGCUGAUGCUCAUCUACAGCGACCUGUCGCAGCUGGUGCAGAGCCGGCUGGCCGACGCGCGGGUGGCCGGCACGGUCAAGGGUUACCUCAGCGAGUUUCAGCUGGCCCUGGUGGCCGGUGCGUCGUGCAGCUUGCCGCAGCGCAAGGAGUUUGCUCGCCCGAUCGUGCAGCCGAUCAUCGACACGUUGCGCGAGUUCACGCCGGCGAUGCAGUCGCCAGCCGACUUUGUGUCGUUCCUCGGGCUGCCGGUACUAGACCAGGCGUGUGCCGCGCAGGCAUUUCGCCGGCGCACGCCAGGAGCUGGCGCCGCGCGAGACCGCCGCAACCGCCUGUCGCACGUACUGGCAACGUUGCAGAUCUGCCUGCAGCGCACUCUGGGCCAUGCUGCCGGUGGUCUCAGCCUGGCCGGCGUGUGGAGCGAUUACGUCGAAGACCUGGCGCCGGCGCUGCUGCUGCUGGUGCGCUGCCUGCACGCGCUGUGGAACCCGGCGCACUGGCGGCCGAUGCCGUGGCAGAGCGCCCAGGCGCAGUCAGCGCUGUUCGGUGUGCUGGAAAUGUCGACCGCCGAGCGCCAGAUUAUUGUCAGCGGCGCGUACGACGCGGCCGGCGACAGCACACAGACGGCAGCUGCAGCUGACCUUUGGCGGCCGAGGCGCGCGCCGUACACAACGCGCUUGGAACUUUCCGCGACCACGCGUACCGCUGCCUGGGCCGUUGAUGAACCUGCCCGAGCUGUUCAAUGCAGCGCGCAUGCCGGGCCUGGCCUCCAACUUCACGGCUGCCUCUUCGCGACGCUGAGGCGCUGGCCCCGCGCCAUUGGCGCUUCCUGCUGACCGAGGUCGCCAAGCCAGCGCUGGAGCCGUCGGCAACUGGCCGGGCUGCGCCGGUGCGACCAGGGCGCUGACGCCGUCGCGCAGUUUGUUCCCGCGUGGCUCGCACCACUAUUUGAUUUUUGCACGCAGAAGCUCAGCGAUGAGUGGGCCGUGGUGUUGGCCGGCAACCAGCACGCGACCGGCGACUCGGUGGACGACGACAUUGUGCGCGAGAAAAUGCUGCGUGACUGGACGCGCGCCUGGAGCCACGUCAUCUCCGACCUACUGACCGCUGUGUCGCUGUCGUUCCCUGAUGCGACGCGCAUUGAGCAUGACUUGAUGAGCUCAGCACGCG
This is a messenger RNA of Kickxella alabastrina, 1560 nucleotides long. RefSeq lists its product as uncharacterized. The coding region runs from base 231 to 1226 and encodes 331 amino acids. NCBI's taxonomy places the organism in Eukaryota, Fungi, Kickxellomycota, Kickxellomycetes, Kickxellales, Kickxellaceae. The transcript has a single exon. The record is from RefSeq and is a predicted model, not a curated record.